Molecule: messenger RNA, 864 nt
Organism: Micromonas pusilla CCMP1545
Lineage: Eukaryota; Viridiplantae; Chlorophyta; Mamiellophyceae; Mamiellales; Mamiellaceae
Exons: 2
Biological process (GO): protein phosphorylation
Molecular function (GO): protein kinase activity; ATP binding
Source: RefSeq, a predicted model, not a curated record
CCGACGGUCGUGGGCCCGUACGAGGUCACGAGGAAGAUCGGCGAGGGCGGAUACGGCAAGAUAUUCCUCGCGCGGCGCCUCGCGCGGCGCGUCGGCCGCGCCAUCGACGACGACGAGGUCGUCCUCAAGCAAGUGAAGCUGCCGACGAAGAAGCUCGAGCGCGAGAUGUGCCUCCGCGAGGUGUCCAUCAUGAAGGGCGCGCACCACCCGUGCGUGCUCGAGUGCACGGAGUCCUUCGUCGACGGCGGGAGCGUGUACAUCGCGAUGCCGCACUGCACCGGCGGCGACCUCGCGAGCUUGCUGCGACGGCACAAGAAGCGAGGAAGGCGCGUCCCCGAGCGCGUCGUGCUGGACUGGUUCGCGCAGAUCAUCCUGGGCGUGGAGCACCUGCACUCGCACGACACGCUGCACCGGGACUUGAAGUCGCAGAACGUCUUCCUGCGCCGCGAUCAUCUUCCCGUCGCGGGGGGCGCGCACCGCGACGAGGGCGCACACGCGUCGCAUCAUCGCGGGCGGAGUCGCGUCGCGCUCGGGGAUUUCGGCAUCGCGAGAGAGCUCCGAUUCGACGACGGCGGCGGCGGCGCCGACGCCAUGGCGCGGACGUUCGUCGGCACCCCCGUGUUCAUGGCCCCCGAGAUGUUCAAGAGAAAGCCGUACGACCACAAGGCGGACGUGUGGGCGGCGGGGUGCGUGUUGUACGAGAUGAUGCAGCUCUCGGAGCCGUUCCGAGCGAGGACGAUGGGCGAGCUCACGCGACUGAAACCCAAGCCGCUUCCGUCGGAGUACGGCGCGGACCUGCGCGAUCUCUGCGCGCGCAUGCUCGCGAAGAACCCGGACGACCGGCCGACGGCGAGGGAGGUGAUA